Messenger RNA from Paecilomyces variotii, 1053 nucleotides. RefSeq names its product quinone oxidoreductase. Gene Ontology annotation, molecular function: zinc ion binding; oxidoreductase activity. The record is from RefSeq and is a predicted model, not a curated record. Bases 1 to 1053 code for a protein of 350 amino acids. The transcript is spliced from 4 exons. NCBI's taxonomy places the organism in Eukaryota, Fungi, Ascomycota, Eurotiomycetes, Eurotiales, Thermoascaceae.
AUGAAGGCGAUCGGAGUCGAGGAAUAUGGACCAGUGGAGAAUCUUGUGCCCAAACUGCUCCCUGACCCAAGAGGUCCUGACGGCCGAGACUUAUUAGUGCGAAUUCAAGCCUGUUCAGUCAAUCCAGUCGAUACCAAAGUCCGUGCGGGAAAGUAUGAUGACUAUCCAGACUAUUACGCGAACGCUCCGCGGCCAUUCCAGAUCUGCGGUUUUGAUGCGGCGGGUACAGUCAUAGCAGUCGGACAAGAUUGUGAACUGUUUAAGAAAGGAGACGAUGUCUACUACUCCGGGAAUCCGAUCCGGCAGGGUUCAAAUGCGGAGUAUCAGGUCGUUGACGAGCGAAGCGUGGGCCAUAAGCCCCGGAACCUUGAUUGGACCCAGGCAGCUGUCAUGCCUUUGACGUAUAUCACGGCGUACGAGGCGUUGGUGGAGAGGUUGGAGAUCCCGAAAGGGGAGCGUGCGGCUCUACUCAUCAUCAAUGGAUCUGGCGGGGUAGGUUCUGUCGCCAUCCAGAUAGCACGUCGGGUCCUCAAUCUGCCUGUGGUGAUCGCGACAGCUUCGAGGCCGAAUACGACCGAAUGGGUGAAGGAAAUGGGCGCGACGCAUGUAAUCAAUCACAGGGAGGAUCUCGAAAAGCAGAUCAAUGCGCUGGGCUUAGAUGUCCCGCUGAGGUACAUUUUCAUCACCCACACGACCGACCAAUACAUGGAAGUCUGUGGUCGAAUCGCGGCACCAUUCGGGAAAGUCUGCUCGAUCGUCCAGGGCCACACACCAAUGUACGGAACACAAUUCAUGGCCAAGUCGCUAUCUUUCAUUUGGUGUCUGCUUGGAACCAAGCCAUAUUACCAUGUGGAUGUAGAAUCGCAUGGCAAGAUCCUCAAGGAGCUCACGGGCCUCAUCGAGUCCGGCACAAUCAAAUGUCAUUUGACGCGUCGGCUGCGUUUGACACUUAACGGACUGCGGGAAGGACAUAGAAUUAUUGAAAAGGGUGGGGCUAUUGGAAAGAUUGGCUUGGGAGUAGAUGAGGAUGGCAUCGGGGAAGCGUUUGCGUGA